Molecule: messenger RNA, 1551 nt
Organism: Cylindrotheca closterium
Lineage: Eukaryota; Bacillariophyta; Bacillariophyceae; Bacillariales; Bacillariaceae
Source: the annotation of a GenBank genome assembly
AUGAACUUCGAAUCCUAUGUCGCUUCCAUCUAUUUCAAAAUCAGAAAUGGCUUUUCCAGUUUAAAAGGCAGCCCACCCGAGCUCUAUAUUGCCUUCUGGCUGAAAUUCCUUGAUUCUUACUCCUAUUUUAGCUUUUCCAUGAUCUUCACUUUAUUUCUCUCAUCAGACUUUGGAUUCUCGGAUGUUCAAGCAGGCACAUUCUAUGGGCUUUGGGGUGGAAUGAUCACUAUAUUUGGCCUCAUCACAGGCGUGGUGGUUGACAAUAUUGGUGUCGCACAUUCCCUGCGGAUUGGAUUUUUGAUAUCCCUAAUUGCGCGCAUUGGCAUCUUUUGGACUACUUCGAAGAGCAUCCUUCUCUUCCAUUUACUUGUCACAAUGCCGUUAGGAGACUGUUUGGGCAUUCCUGUCCUUGCGACAGCCAUUCGACGAUACACAAAGUCUUCCUCUCAAGGAUUUGCCUUUGGCCUAUUCUACGUCAUUAUGAAUGUGGCUGCCUUGCUCAGUGGACCGGCAGUAGAUAUUCUUACCAUUGGGUAUCGAGGAGAAGGCGAUGCGGAUGCAAAUGCGAACGCAAAUGCAAAUGCAAAUGGGGGUGAUGGUUAUCAAAAUGACUACGAUGGUAAUGACAUUACUUGGUCCCUGUCGAGUUAUCGAGCCAUCAUUCUCACUGGAAUAAUCUCAAACGUGCUGGCUUGCAUUCUGACGUUACGAGUGAGAGAAAUCAAGGUCGAGCAACAAGGCAACUCAAGUCCUAUUGAUAACUCGAAUGUAGUAUCGUCGUUUCAGCCGGUGGGGGGCACGUUAAAACAAGUCCUUUACGAAACAAUACAUGCACCCUCGUUUCGAAGGUUCCUUGUGGUGUGCUUGAUUACUCUGAAUGUCAGAAUGAUCUUUAGGCACUUGGAUGCAACGCUACCAAAGUACAUGCUUCGAGAAUUUGGCGAGGAUGUUCCCAAGGGCACGAUAUAUGCCAUCAAUCCAGCUCUGGUCAUCAUUCUCGUACCAAUUGUUACGGCAGCUACAACCGAGAUUUCGCCCCUAACAAUGAUACAUUAUGGAACCUACAUUUCAGCGGGGAGUGUUUUCUGCUUGGUGAUUUCAAACUCUGUUGGUGCAUGCAUAGCGUUUGUUUCCAUCUUGUCGAUUGGAGAAGCCAUUUGGUCCCCACGAUUGUAUGACUAUACGAUGAGCGUCUGCGAAGAGGGACGAGAAGGUACAUACAUGGCUCUAUCCAGCGCACCGCUUUUCUUGGCAAAAUUACCAGUUGGCUUUCUAAGUGGAUACUUGCUAGAACGAUAUUGUCCGGAAGAGGGAGAGAGGCACAGUCAAACCAUGUGGUUAAUUAUUGGUCUCCUCACAGCUUCUUCCCCGAUUCUCCUAACCGUGUUCUGGGGAUAUAUAUCACAGAACGAUGACAGCCCUGACUCACCACCAAAUGCAAGAUACACAGAACUGCGUUCUACUAGUAAUACGUCAUCCCCGCCGUCGUAUCAGGGAAAUCCCGUUCCUAUGCCUCCACAGAAUGGCCAAGCAACAUCAACAUUUGCUUAG